This is a messenger RNA of Polyodon spathula (Mississippi paddlefish), 1816 nucleotides long. RefSeq names its product zinc finger protein ZIC 4-like. Bases 140 to 1813 code for a protein of 557 amino acids. The record is from RefSeq and is a predicted model, not a curated record. Gene Ontology annotation, biological process: central nervous system development; regulation of transcription by RNA polymerase II. The transcript is spliced from 2 exons. Gene Ontology annotation, molecular function: DNA-binding transcription factor activity, RNA polymerase II-specific; RNA polymerase II cis-regulatory region sequence-specific DNA binding. Gene Ontology annotation, cellular component: nucleus. Lineage: Eukaryota; Metazoa; Chordata; Actinopteri; Acipenseriformes; Polyodontidae.
UUUUACUAGCACGAAUAUUGCUACAAAUCAAGAGGGCAAAGUAUGGGACUCACACCAGCUCGAAUUAACUUGAGCGCUGCGUCUGCUGCCGCUGCUGCUAAACCCGGUGCUAGGAAUUCCACGUGCAGCUGCCGGGAUAAUGGAAAACACGAUUUAUAGGCAGAGCCCAAGUGUAACAUUGCUUGAUUUUGCAGGUCCACAGCCACACUCCCAGCAAAAUAUGACAAGCCUUUCCAGAUUUAGUGGCUGCCCUCUUUCUUACGUCUACCCUGGGGAGAGCAAUACUGAACCCAGCGUGGUGCUGCCACCUUUGGCCGGGGAACACAUGGGACACCCCACUGGCAGUUCCUUAAAACUCUGCCCCUCGCACAGUUUACGAGACUAUCCCGAGGCGCGGUCCACUACUUAUGUUGGUUACUCUGUCCCUCAAACUACAGAUUUUGGAUACACCAGCAGCCAACGCUUAGUACACCAUAGCGCUAGGAAUCUUACCAGUGGAGGAGAUCUGUCUGGAUCAAACAUGCCACCAGUUACUGAUCAACUGGCGACCAGAGCUUCCCAACAUGGUAUUAUGGGAAGGUACCGUGACCGUUCCGACUUUAGAGAAGGCAGAAACGCCGCUUUCUUCACCGCCUUCCACGAGCAGGCCCACAGCUCAACUGGCGAUUCUCGGGACCUCAAUGGCCAGGUGAUGCUGGGUUUGCCAGGGGAGUUAAUUCCCAGGUCCAACUCUUACAACCAGUCAGUUGGCAGCCCCAGGGGCAGCAGGCAAUUUGUCACUCAGUUUCUGAGCAGUUACAAGCCGAUGAACAUGACUAUACAGAGGGGAGCUGCCGCAGCGUUUUUCAGGUGCUCCAUGCAGAACAUCAAACAGGAGCUGACUUGCAAGUGGACUGACAGCAAGGAGACGUCUGGCGGGAAGCGACCCUGCUCGAGGACAUUCGGCACCAUGUACGAGCUGGUCACCCACGUCGCGAUGGAACACGUCGGGGGACCAGAGCAGGCUGACCACGUCUGCUACUGGGAGAGCUGUGCCAGGGAGAGGAAGCCCUUCAAAGCGAAAUACAAACUGGUGAACCACGUCAGAGUACACACAGGGGAAAAGCCCUUCCCGUGUCCCUUUCACGGCUGUGAAAAAGUUUUUGCCAGGUCAGAAAAUCUCAAGAUUCAUAAGAGAACUCAUACAGGUGAAAAACCAUUUAAAUGUGAAUCCGAGGGCUGCAGUCGGAGGUUUGCUAACAGCAGUGACCGGAAGAAGCACUCUCACGUCCACUCCAGUGAUAAGCCCUAUAUGUGUAAAGUCAAGGGGUGUGAAAAGUGUUACACACACCCCAGCUCUCUUCGCAAGCACAUGAAACUUCACUGCAAGGUUGACACGAAUAAAACAAGUGUGGAAAAGGAGCAGUGCGAAGCGCGCAGAUCCCCUUCAUCAUCGGACCGAGAACGCGAAUCCUCGUCAAACGCGCGGUGCGCAACGGCCUGUAGCGCGCCAACACGAGACUCCCCCUCCCCACACAUUCCAAGCGGCUCUUCUGCGGGGCCUCGUUUCCAUUACGAGCUCGGUAACGGUUUGGACUUUUCAUCGACCUCGGAGCCAGUGUUCUUGCAAAAACGACAUUUUAGGACUGAGCCGUCAUUGUCUAUUAACACGCCCUGCACAACAUUGGUCCAAAACCCGCAGGCUAGGAACUUCCAGUCUCAAGGCGCGUCCUCGUUUGACAAGAGUAUAACCCACGGCUGGUAUACCUGUCACAGUGCAGUGGAGACCUGUGCCUCAAAACAUUUCAACAGCGGCAUCUCUUCUGCAGAAUAAAAC